Messenger RNA from Ambispora gerdemannii, 1122 nucleotides. NCBI's taxonomy places the organism in Eukaryota, Fungi, Glomeromycota, Glomeromycetes, Archaeosporales, Ambisporaceae. The record is from the annotation of a GenBank genome assembly.
AUGUUCAAGAAAAAGAAGCCCGCUAAGAAAGAAAAACUAAUUUUGCCCAACGAUCUUCAUGAGCUUGGUUAUAAACUUGACGAGAAUGAAAAACUGGUGACUUUAGAUGGUCAACCAUACGUCUUUGAAAAAUCGGACAGGCAAUAUAACGAAGCGUUAUAUGACGUUAUUAUAGAGACACUUGGUGGAUACGUUCGUGAGGCUCUGCAAAGUCGGUGUGGCUUAAUUAAAACUAUACUUCCUAUCGGCAUGACUGAGAAUGAUAUUCAUACACAUAUAUUUCUAAGUCCCGAUUAUCUGACGAACGAAAAUAUGUGCAUUUUCAUCCCAGGCACAUUUCACGCAUCCGGUCUUUGGUCUCGUCGAAUGUUAACAGAGAAAUCAAUCAAUGAUGGUGGAAUGGUGACAUAUACAAAACGAGCAAGGAGUCUUGGAUGUUCUGUUCUCAUCACAAAUCCUAAUGAAAUUUAUUGGUAUAAAGGUAAAGCUGUGGUGACUCUCCCUAAGGCCACAGUUCCAUUUGACCCUAUACCAGAAAAUGAAUCGCCAGAGGCACAUUUAGAAUAUGUCUUUAAACAUUUCAUAAAACCUUCAGCAGCGAAAAAGAUUUUUAUUAUUGCAAAUAGUUAUGGUGGUUAUUGUGCCGUUGAUCUGUUGCAAAAAAAAUUUGACGAACUUCGACAUAGGGUAAGGGCAAUUGAAUUUGCUGCGACAACGCAUUCAAUCGAUUAUGUCAGGAAAGAUUCGAUCAAGAUUUGGAUUAGAGAGCAUUGUCGGAAUUGGGUUGUUGCUGAUGAACCGUUACUCACAGAAAUUAUCGAUCCUAGAUUUGGUUGUGUUAACUACUCUUCAGGAUGUCAAUUAUAUGAAUUUGUACUUGAUGCUAUAAUUGAUCAAGUUUUCGAGCUUAUUUCUAGAAAAUUACAAUCCGACGAUGAGAUUUGCGCGAUUAACGACGAUCUCGAUGACUCGGAGGCGUUACAACGAGAAGCCGAGCAAAUCUUUGGAAGUAGCAAAAUCGUUCAAAUGCCAAAUGGAGUACACAUUCUUCCCUCCGGAGGAAACCCGGCGAUGGAAGAAAAUGGAAUCGCGCCAGAAGAUUUAGAUCCUAAUUGGCUAUGA